AUGCUCACCGUUGGCAGCGUAAGUGACACUUUGCAACGGUCUCCAACGACGAUUUACAUUUUAUGCUAGUUAUAGCACAAACACUGAUGUAAAAUUAGUAGCCGUAAAUAUAUUCUGCGCGAAUUUAGCUGAAAUUGAUUGAAUCAACUUCACCUUAUGCAAUCACUUUUGGAACCCAUUCUUAUAAGUGGUUACUCUUGUUGCAGCCAGGCGUUUAUAUUCUGCUACCUGGCCGGUCUACAAAACGUCCUUGUACGUAAUAACUUGUUUGGAUACGCUUGUGAAAUGUUUACCGUACUAACAACACAGGUAUUAGCUAAAAGCCCAGACACGCGUGUUUCGCCGAUCUUAUGCCGCUGCAUGACGCAGCUGCGAGGGGUUCGGCCCGUCAGUGGGUCCGCCAGCCUCCCCGUAUGCUUUCUGGUAUAAGAACUUCAGUUUCAACUUGCCUUGCUUAAUUUCCGAGGAACCUAAUGCGCGAACUUGGGGUAACACUUUCAAAACAGACCUUUUACUCAGAAAUAAAACAAGUCAAGUUGAAACUGCAGUUCCUAUAGCAGAAAACACACGGGGAAGGCUGGCGAACCCACUGAAGAGCCGAACCCCUCACAGCUGCGUCAGGUAGCGGCAUAAGAUCGGCGAAAUUCGCGUGUCUGGCCUUUUAGCUAGUACCUGUGCUGUUAGUACGGUAAAUCAUUGCACAAUUCUAUACUACUGGGUGCCUGUUGGCGGUUUGGGAAUAUUAAGCGGUUAUUCCGCAGUAGCUGAUGGAUUUCAGCUCAAAUAUUCAUGUCAGACUUCGGACCGUGCCUGAAAAGGUCUGGUUCGAAAGAUUUACUCCAAGUUUGCGCAUAGGUUUUCUCGGCAAUUAAACAAGACAUGCUUGGAUACCUUUCUUGACACCAAAAACAUUUGAAAAGCAAGCGAGGGCCAUCAGGAGGCACGAAUAAGUGGGUUAAAUAUAACAAAUUAUAAAUAGCUGGACUUUAAUGCCGAUAAUUUGGGUCUGGCAGGCGUUAUUUGGAAUGCGCAUCCACAAAAAUAUGCCAACAUUCGGGACGAGGUGGCACGCUCAUUUGAAAGUCCACGCCGGGGAACCUGGGAUCGGGACUGUCCCCUUUUUGCCGUGUCAUAAAAUCCUGAUAAGUGUACGUUAUGGACCAAGCGCGGGUAUUUCCGUGGCAGUCACCUGCGCCCAGUCUUACCUGCUGUCUUCUUGACUUUGCCAUGACAGCGGGUCAAGGUGUGUGAGCAGGAGAGAGUGCAAUAGAUGCAGCGCAAGUCCAAUAACACUAUGAACUUAUUCGCUUGCAUGCUGCCGUCCAGUCUGAAGGAGAGCACACGGCGGGCAGCAUCGGUCACGACGGUCCAACUAUCAUGCGCUGCUGGAUGGCGGUUGAUGACUGACCACCGUUUUGUCCGAAUUUGGCGUGGUCGAAUGCGAAGAGGUCCGUGCUCCGUUGCACGUUAGCUCCUCUCGCGGUGUUGAGAGCACAGCCAUCGGCGAAGAGGAGAUCGUAGAAGACAGUCAUGGAGAGACGCGUUGAGGUCUGUAUGUGCCGGCUAAUGAGAAAAUUUCCGCCGAUCUUGACGACGAUGCGGAUCCCGGGGCGUUCAUCACAGUGGCUUCCAUCAGCAUGACAGAACACAUUGGGGGUAAGAUGUGGUUUGGUAGCCCCCACUGAUGGACACAAUACUGUUGGGGUUUGGGUUAAGGGUGGGGGUUAGGAGUUAGCGCAACCAUUUCUCAACAAUUCAAAGUACAUCUGCGCAUUCGCAAUAGCUUUCCUUUUUCAUACAACUACUUGACCUCGUCAUCUGUGCGUUCCCCGGCCUCACCUGUAAAAACCCCUAUUACCACCGGUCCUGUAUUAGAGAUGACUGGGGUUUGUUUACUUCAGGUGAGGCUACAUAACCGCACCCGACGCACAUUGGACUGCUUUUGUCCGUUGUUCACAGCAACUGCCUUUGAGACUGUCCCCUUUCAGACAUAGAUGACGGUUUGGUUGCUGCGUUCGACACUGUCCACCAUUCUAAAUAAGAAAAUGGGUUCACUGGAACAAGAAGUUUAUUGGUCUGACGUUUAGGAUUUGCACCCGAGCCCAUCAUAUGAGGCAGUCAGAGAUAAGGAUAGUGGAGGUCCAAUGAAUGCAGUAUUUAUAUUAUGUAGCUGCCGCGGGUCCAUCCGCCAACAUCCAACACGGACAAUGAAGGCGCGAAAAUUAACGAUUGUCAGGCGGACUGAGAAGCCAUCAUCACAUCAGUUACCACCCCCCCCCCGUAUCGGUGAUCGUGAGAGCUGCUAAUUAUAGUGCGCAUUCGGCUGACUGGCUUGGACAGUCGACAGAAGGGCAGGGUAGGGUAGGAUGAUUUAGGUUCACUCUCAGUGCAUAAUUACUCCUCACUAAGCAAUAUGACGCACUUGAGACUAUCGUCAUGCCCUGAAGGUGGUGGAUCGGAAGUUUACAUGAUGAGGAUUCAAGUCAGAUCAUGUAGUCAGCCCAGUGUGUGUCUGUGUGGCCGAUUGAUGGACUAAGGGUCGGGCUACAAAGGCUCCAUAUUAAUGUGGCCGAUAUAGCACUCGUAACUUGUAUGGUCCGAGUUGCCUCUUUUUUGCUGUGAUAAAAUCCUGCUCUGCGGACCGUGGCUGGGAGAGGUGAGUGAGAAAGAGCUGCGAACAGCUGGUCUGUGCGUGUCGCGCACACAAAACUGCCCACCCCCCCCCUCUGCGUACACACCAUGAUUUCGAAAGGGUGCUAGGCUAUUCUGAUCUCACAAGUAAUAGAGGAGGCAGGUGGGUAGAGUAGCCGAAAAACAAAAUUCGCACUUAUAUGAGAGGUGUCGGCAGUGUGCGAUGUUGGAGGUGUUCUUGCGUGACGCAAGCGGGAGAUGUGUGGUGAUGUGAUUAUGUUGGAGACGAUUUACUGUGAUGAUUUGCGUGAUGGCGCAUGUGACUAAGUGGGCUAAACACGUAUCUUGGCUUUUAGCUAGUACCCAUGUUGGGAGUACGGUAUAACCAUCCGUCAUAUGCUGUCAUGCUACCAGUAUUACUGCUUGUUUGUAGAAUGGACAUCACGUUGUUAUCCCACAGUGGUUGACUGUCUUCGCUCCAAAUGUUCAUCUACGUUUCGGACACGUGACUGUUCCUGGUAUCAUUAUUUUGGGGUUCACAAUCCAGAAACCACAUAAAGAAUACUCGGAGCUACACCGAGUAGCCUCAUUCAGCAGCGGAAUUCACUAUUCUAAACAUCAGAACCUCAUGAAAUUCAAAACCAGACAUCCGAAACUAGGAGCUUCAUCAAAAAAUCAAAGGUCGAAAUCGUCGAACAUUCCGAAACCGAUACGAAAAGGGCAAACUACAGAAAUAUUGUGCCAACACGGGCCAACGGGCUUUUUAUCGAAAGGAUCGGCUUGAUAGACGAAGAGCUGGAGCAUCAUUUUUCAAACAAUAGGUACCAUCUUUGAAUGGAACGACACUUCUUUGCAUGCAUUCAGUGGAUAAUUUGAAACAAGUCCUGAAUUUCCGGUAGGACUUACGGGACGUUAGUUGUCUCUGCGGGUCAUUCUAAACCCUAUAAGUAGACGAAAGCAGAUAAGCAAAUGACUGACACGACGGCUUUUGAUAUUACCGACAAAGACAAGGGAGACAGGAAUGGCCAUUUCUGGCUUAUUAACCGUCGUCAGCCAGCCAUAUCCAAUUCCUGGAGAAACUCAAAGGGGUAAGCAUCCAUCUAAAUGAGGUCAUGGUCUCUUUUGAUGUUACAUCCCUUUUUACUUCUAUUCCCCAGGACCUGGCGAUCGAGACUAUUGAGCUGCUACUACAAAGCAAAUAUGAUGAAACGGAGAACCGUCUUGGACACGCCCAAAUCCUUCAGCUCCUGAAGCUCUGCCUCAGGACGUACUUCACGUUCAACGGGACAAUCUACGAACAGGUGAAGGGCACACCAAUGGGUUCGCCGAUUUCGGGAUUCAUAGCCGAGGCGGUCCUGCAACGGUUAGAUUCGCUGGUCUUCCAACACCACAGACCGAAAUUCUGGGCCCGGUAUGUGGAUGACACCUUCGUCGUCAUCGAACGGGAUCAGGAGUUGACACUCCAAGAACAUCUCAACGCCGUCUUCCCGGACAUUUAA
Spirometra erinaceieuropaei is the source of this 4130-nucleotide messenger RNA. The record is from the annotation of a GenBank genome assembly. NCBI's taxonomy places the organism in Eukaryota, Metazoa, Platyhelminthes, Cestoda, Diphyllobothriidea, Diphyllobothriidae.